AUUAUCACUUUGUGUACUGUGAUAAACAUGAUUGUAACUUUUACUUUUUGAGUUUUUCAGAUCGUUUCAUAAAUUGUACUACUUGCUUUUUUUUUUAUUAACACCAUUCAUUCUUUAAAAAAAUCUCAUCCAUAAAAGUCAGAAAGAUCGUGUCUCAGCAACAACUUUUCUGAUGGUUCAAUUGUUUUUUGCUGUGCAAAGGCGGGAGAAAGAGAAACUAGAAAGCACCUUGUGAUAGCCAAACCUUUCGCGUUGGAAGAUGAUAAAGAUUCUGAGCACGCAGCUUCGAAUGGCAUCCGUCGGAUUCUUAGCCUGUUCAAGAACGUCCGCCUUGGAUCUGAUCUCACCAAUUUUCAGCUGCCACCUCAGCUGAACCAACCAAGAUCACAACUUCAAUGUUAUGGCGAGAUGAUCUACAGCUUCUGCGGUCAGGAUCUCAUGGGAGAAUGCAGCCGUCGCGAUCUUCCCAUCGAACGGCUCAAGUCGGUGGUGAUGUGGAACAUCUCCACACUCCGUCCAAUAGUUUUUGGUAUGUCACCGUACAACCCCGUUCUUGGAGAGACUCACCAUGUCUCAAACGGUCACAUCAACGUCCUCACCGAACAAGUAUCGCAUCAUCCUCCAGUGUCGGCACUUCAUGCGACUCACGAGAACGAAAAUAUUGACGUGACAUGGUGUCAAUAUUUCACUCCCAAGUUCCGUGGUGCUUACGUAGACGUUGAGGUAAAGGGCAGAAGGAUAAUGAACCUUCUGAAUCGGAAAGAGACUUACGAGAUGGACCAACCAAGACUUGUUGUGAGAUUCCUACCUGCUCCUGGAGCUCACUGGACCGGAAAAAUCAAGAUAAAGUGUCCAGAGACCGAUCUCGAAGCUGAACUACACUUGAUAUCCGAUUCACUCAUCGAAAGAUUCAAAGGCAACAACAAUAGAUCAAUCAAAGGAAAGAUCUCUCAGACUUCCUCUGGAGACAAGCUCUACGACAUCUCUGGCCAUUGGGAUAGAACGGUAAUGGCCAAAAAUCUGAAGACCGGUGAGGUGGAAGUCAUAUACAAUGCCAAGGAGAGUAUCUCAGGACUCAAACCUCCAACCGUGAAGAAUCUGAAAGAGGUAAUGGAGACCGAGUCUGCGAUGGUGUGGAGCGAAGUAAGUGAAAAGAUACUAAAGAAAGACUGGGAAAAAGCAAGAGAAGCUAAGAAAGGUGUGGAGGAUAAACAAAGAGAGUCUCUGAAACAGAGAGAGGCUUCUGGUGAGUCAUGGGUUCCCAAGCAUUUCUCAGUGGUUAGAAACGGUAAAGACUGGGACUGCAAACCGCUGCAGCCAGCGGUUCCUCGUGCUCCGCUAGUUAUCACAGAGGCACAAGGAGAUAUCAUUAACUGAAUAUCAAGAUUCCAAGACUCUGUGUUCAUGAUGGCUUAAGUUUUACUACAAUAUGUUCAUGAGAAUAAUAAAACUUAUAGAUAGAGACCGAACCAAAAUGAAAUUCUUUAACCAAAACUUUCUGAUCUAA
Raphanus sativus (radish) is the source of this 1507-nucleotide messenger RNA. Its product is annotated as oxysterol-binding protein-related protein 4B-like. Gene Ontology annotation, cellular component: membrane; cytosol; intracellular membrane-bounded organelle. Gene Ontology annotation, molecular function: sterol binding. The record is from RefSeq and is a predicted model, not a curated record. Lineage: Eukaryota; Viridiplantae; Streptophyta; Magnoliopsida; Brassicales; Brassicaceae. Bases 409 to 1377 code for a protein of 322 amino acids. The transcript has 6 exons.